This is a messenger RNA of Haliotis rufescens (red abalone), 584 nucleotides long. RefSeq lists its product as uncharacterized. Bases 225 to 539 code for a protein of 104 amino acids. NCBI's taxonomy places the organism in Eukaryota, Metazoa, Mollusca, Gastropoda, Lepetellida, Haliotidae. The record is from RefSeq and is a predicted model, not a curated record. The transcript has 4 exons.
AGGGCUGUCUGCCAGGGUAUCAUGGCAGUGGUUGCAACAUACCAUGUGACAGUCCAGGAGGUGGCUGUGCAGCAUGUCCAGGUGGUUGUGAUGGAGGAUAUUGUCAGCUGGGCUCCUCCUGUGUGUCUGGAUGUGUGGACUCCUACUACGGGACUGACUGUGAUGGAAAAUCGGGUGGUAAAGUGGGACUAUAUGUAGGACUUUCCACAACAGCUGUCGGUGUCAUGGUAAUGAUCCGUCUGGUUGUGUGCUGCAAGUACCGUCAACGUUUGAGAAAGAGAAGUGUCACCCAGACAGAGGAUGUUGUGUGCAACAAUGCUACCACAAUGGACGAUGCCCCUGUCAGUGAGCUAGAAUGGUAUUCUGACAUGCCACAGACAGACAUGGCUGUGCAGUCUGAGUCGCCUGAUGGGAACUGCGGGGGUCCGGUUGAAGCUGGUGAUGUGGAUGAUGAUGUUUAUGACGUUGCAGAUGGAGGGAAACGGGAAUUCGAUGCUGCUGAUUGCAACAUAUACUCCAAAUUAUCACAUGCAUGGUAAUCAGUUAUUUUGAAAUGGUCCUUCAUUGACUAAUGUCACUGUCCA